This is a messenger RNA of Synchytrium microbalum, 3093 nucleotides long. RefSeq lists its product as uncharacterized. The transcript is spliced from 13 exons. Gene Ontology annotation, molecular function: RNA polymerase II cis-regulatory region sequence-specific DNA binding; DNA-binding transcription factor activity, RNA polymerase II-specific. Lineage: Eukaryota; Fungi; Chytridiomycota; Chytridiomycetes; Synchytriales; Synchytriaceae. Gene Ontology annotation, cellular component: nucleus. The coding region runs from base 1 to 3093 and encodes 1030 amino acids. The record is from RefSeq and is a predicted model, not a curated record. Gene Ontology annotation, biological process: regulation of DNA-templated transcription.
AUGGCAAUGACAACGACUGCAGCAACAGACGAAAUGGCCACAAUCAGCAACCCAUCCACUGUAGCUAGUGCUCAAGCCAACUCGGCCAAGCUUUGGUCUACUUUCGAAGAUCUAAGAUUAUGUGCUGCAGUAUCUCAAAACGACGACAGAUGGAUGUUGAUUGCUUCGGCAUUCCCUGGAAGAAGUGCCGCUGAUUGCAUGUCCAGAUAUAAUGAACUUGUCGCUGACAAUCUAGCCCCUCCAAUCCUAAAACGGCGCAACAACACGGCUGAUCCAAGACGACCAAAGAAACCCAAAAUCGCUCCUCCUACUCCCGCUGCUACUGGCAAUAGUGCAAGCAGUAGUAGUGGUAGGGCUCUUCACAUUAAAUCAUCUCUUACUCCGUUAUCGGAUAGUGCCGUACUCAACAAAAAGACAAGCCCUCCACCAACUCCAAACAUGUCUGAAAUCAAGGAGAUGAAGAAAAAACCUCAUAAAGUGACGAAGCCCGCUUCUGACGGAAUAGUCCAGUCAUCAACCAAGAAACGAACCGCUCCUCGAAUUCCCAACAUUCCACCACGUCCCAAUGAAUCACUUCCUGCAAGCGACGUAUAUCAUCACGCUGCACCAUCUUCCAACACCCACAUGGAUAUAUAUGACAACACUAUAGAGCGACUCAAUCAGCCACAACAUUCUCAGGAUUUGAAUCUCUACUUUUCAGACAUUUUUGAUGAGUCGGUUCAUCAGCAACAUCCACCCUUGGAAUUGUCUUCAGACGGUCAUGCUCUAGCGCUUGCAUCCGCAUUUGCUAUGGAAGAUAUUGAAGACGAGGAAGACGAUGCCGAUGAUAGUGCUAGUACUGUCGACUCUAUUCUUGCAACUGAUGGUCACAAUCCAACUUCACCAAGCGACGAGAUGGACUUCUUGUUUGGUGAAUACUUGGAAAACUUGCCAAGCAGUGAAAGGGAUAACAUUCUACCCCCAAUGCCUGCCCACCCUCACUGGGUGCAUGAUGCAUCUUUUGGAUUUACCUGUGAGCAAGCUGAAACUUUAAAGGACCAGAUGCUCGCAAACUUUCAAAUAUUGGUGCAAGCCUUCACAUUCAGCUCAGAAUUAUAUGGUGCAGCUGAUUCCACUUCUGGAUUUUUCUCGUCUCAAUUGAAUAAACUUCGAGAUCUUCAACGGCAUGCUAAAACCCAGAAACUGGAGCGAUCAGUGUUUAGACACCCAGCCUUGUCCAUCAUUCCAUCCAUAAUCAAGUCAGAGCCACAUCCCAAUGACAAGAAGAGGCACGAAUGUAUUACCAACGCUUUUGAAAAUCCCACCCAUCGUAAAGACUAUGAUCGAAUGAAUGAACGCAUACAUGGCGAUUCCUUUGACGAAUGGAUGACGAGUAUUCGAAACAACGGAGAUAUGGUUUGGAAGGCUCGCACGUGUGUAUCGCCGUGGCCGGCAUUAUUGGAUAGAAUCGUCUCAUCUACUCCAGAAUUCUUUCAUGACGAUAUCCUUCCUAUUGUCAUUCCAGUUCGACGCCAUCGAAACCCAUUUUUAGAACAUGAAGACGAGUUAUUAAGAAUGGGAUCUGAACGUUGUGGUGGUGAUCUUCGGGAAGUUCGUGCUCGAUUCCUUCCUGCUCGUACCGUGGUGCAAAUGAAGACACGUAUAUCGAAUUUGUCGUCCAGAGGAGGUGCCGACAAUCCCAUACGUCGUUUCCAUCUAUUGCCAUUCAAACCAUUGACAGAACUGGAACGUCAUAUAUUACGCGAGACCUGUCGCAAACUUGGACCUCGCUUUGGCCAUACUGCUUUAAUAGCUCGUCCUACCAUGCUGCUUGAUGCUACUCUCGACUUGAUGGAACUGCAUGGAGAAUAUCAAAGCUCUUCCAAACGGCCACUUCCACCAGCUAGGAACAGCCAGUAUAAAUCAUACAAAGCUAUCGCAGAUCAAAGGAUUCACCAGCAGCAUGCAUUGAGUCUUCCAUCACCCACAUCGAUGCCCUCAUUUUCAGCACCAACGCCAUCAGCAAAUAAUUUCGUGCCCCCACCGCGAGUGAAGCCGAUCAACGUGAAGCAAUCGAAAAAUCAAGGCAAAGCCCACAAUCAAAAGAAACAGUCAAAGCAGGACAAUGUAAAUAAGAAACCAACAGCCAUCCCACAGACCACAUCUUCAUCUCGCCCACCACUCCCGCGUGCACACCCUCGACCGAUAGCCCCUCGUCUCGACUCGCAUUCUGAAGUGCCGCAAAGUAAAGCAUCUCCAGGAGCCACUCAGAAUCAACCCUCCGCAACAACGCCAUCUCACGAAGGCAUCCAGUUUCCAGAUGAUGGAGACAUGAAUGUCAAAUCACCAGCUCUUGGAUCAGAAGCCUACUUUGCCGAAUCUGAAACGGAAAACCUGGCAGCCGGAUGGAGCUCGGAGCAAGAUGAUGGAAACUUUGGACAUGGCGAAGACUUUUUGGAAUUGAUCUUCUCGUCGCCUCAAAAGCAAAUACCAAACACCAAGAAGGGCCAAGGAAAAGGCGGAAGGAAGAGGACCAAAGACGGAAACAGAGAUAUCUAUCCCGUACCACAUGUUGGUGGUCCACGACAUCGCAGUCUAUCUCGCGGCCGUGGUAAUUCAGUAUUGAGUGAUCAUGGUCUUCCAACACCGAUAUCUUUACCGUUUGUGAGCGAGACAGAGAAGGAACGUGCCAAGUCACUACCUACUGUAGAACAUCAUGCUACCACUCCGUUUGUAAUGAAUCCCUUCGUAAUGUCAUCACUUGCUUCCAUGCCGCAUAUGGCUCAGAUGCAACUGCAGUCGAUGCAGCACAUGCCGAUGCCAUCACUAGAUAUCAAUAGUCAACCAGGAUUCUCAGUUCCACCGACUGCCUAUAUGCCAGCUGCACCAUAUGGAGCACCAUAUAUGUUCCAGCCAGUAUGGCCGACUCCACAAAUGAGUAUGGAACAGCUAGCUGCUUUUGGAUUGCAGUGUCUGAUGACUCAGGCUCAUGGACAACCCUCUAUGUAUAACUAUCCACCUGGUUACAAUAUGAUGCCGGUACCAGUCCCACAAUAUGUAUCGAAACCAAGACAGGAUGAACAAAAUAGUCCAGCUGAUAGCGCAGAUGGUUGA